Camelina sativa (false flax) is the source of this 2151-nucleotide messenger RNA. Its product is annotated as putative LRR receptor-like serine/threonine-protein kinase At1g69990. The record is from RefSeq and is a predicted model, not a curated record. Lineage: Eukaryota; Viridiplantae; Streptophyta; Magnoliopsida; Brassicales; Brassicaceae. Gene Ontology annotation, molecular function: protein binding; protein kinase activity; ATP binding. Gene Ontology annotation, biological process: protein phosphorylation.
UUGAAACUUUAACAGUCAAUGGCCGUCUCUUCCGCCAUAGAAAGGAAGAAAAAACAAAAAAAAAACUUUGCUCUUUACACGAAACCCUAAAGAAAACAAACCAAACCCAUCAUGAAGACGAUCGUAAUCUUCUUGUUUAUCAUCUUAAUCCCAUUUUCUUACGCCGAAGACGACGUGCUCUGUCUCAAAGGCCUUAAAGCCUCACUCAAAGAUCCUUCAAACCAACUCAGCUCCUGGUCUUUCCCCAACUCAUCAUCAUCAUCUUCAUCAAUCUGCAAACUCACCGGAGUUUCUUGCUGGAACGCUAAAGAGAAUCGAAUCAUCUCUCUUCAGCUUCAGUCAAUGCAACUCUCUGGUCAAAUCCCUGAAUCUCUCAAACUAUGUCGGAGUUUACAAUCUUUAGAUCUUUCCGAUAACGAUUUCUCCGGUUUGAUUCCUUCACAAAUCUGUUCAUGGCUUCCUUAUCUUGUCACUUUAAAUCUUUCCGGUAACAAACUCGGUGGUUCAAUACCUUCUCAGAUCGUUGACUGUAAAUUCUUGAAUACCUUAGCUCUUAACAAGAACAAGUUAACCGGUUCGAUUCCUUCUCAGUUAACCCGGUUAAACCGGCUCCGACGACUUUCUCUCGCUGACAAUGACCUCUCCGGUUCGAUUCCUUCCGAGCUCUCUCAUUUUGGUGAAGACGGUUUUAGCGGCAAUGAUGGACUUUGCGGGAAUCCGUUAUCGAGUUGCCGUGCGUUAAACGGUAAAAACUUAACGAUCAUUGUGAUCGCCGGCGUUGUUGGAGCUUUUGGUUCGUUAUGUGUUGGAUUUGGUAUGUUUUGGUGGUUCUUUAUAAGAGAUGGGAGGAACAAGAAUGGUUAUGGCGUCGGAAAAAGUAAGGAUGAUAGUGAUUGGAUUGGUUUGUUGAGAUCACACAAGCUUGUUCAGGUAACUCUGUUUCAGAAACCAAUAGUGAAGAUUAAGUUGGUUGAUCUAAUUGUAGCUACUAACAGUUUUGAUCACGGGAAUAUCGUUGGUUCGUCAAGAACUGGAGUUUCGUACAAAGCUGAUUUACCUGAUGGGUCUGCAUUGGAGGUUAAGAGGCUUAGUAAUGGUUGUUGUGUGGUUAGUGAGAAGCAGUUUAGGGCUGAGAUGAGCAAGUUAGAUCAGAUCAGGCAUCCGAAUUUGGUUCCGCUUCUCGGGUUUUGUGUUGUGGAAGAUGAGAGAUUGUUGGUGUAUAAGCACAUGGCUAACGGGACGUUGUAUUCUCAGUUGCGGGAUUGUUCUAUGGAUUGGCCAACUAGGGUUAGAGUUGCUGUUGGAGCAGCUAGAGGGCUAGCUUGGUUGCAUCAUGGAAGCCAACCGCCGUAUAUGCAUCAGUACAUUAGCUCGAAUGUGAUUCUUUUAGAUGAAGAUUUUGAUGCUCGUGUUAUGGAUUACGGUUUGGGGAAGCUAGUGAGUUCGAGGGAUUCUAAGGAUAGCUCAUUUAGUAACGAUGAGUUAGGUGAAUUCGGUUACGUUCCGCCUGAGUAUUUAAGCACCAUGGUUGUGUCUUUAAGUGGAGAUGUGUAUGGGUUUGGAAUUGUGCUUCUUGAGAUUGUUACUGGACAAAAGCCUUUUUUGAUUAACAAUGGUCAAGAAGGGUUUAAAGAGAGUUUAGUAGAUUGGGUGGGUAAGCAUUUGAGUAAUGGUAGAAGUAAAGAUGCUAUUGAUAGAAGCAUAUAUGGUAAAGGAUAUGACGAUGAGAUAAUGCAAGUUUUGCUAAUCGCGUGUAGCUGUGUUGUAUCGAGGCCUAAGGAAAGACCGUUGAUGAUUCAAGUUUAUGAAUCUUUGAAGAAUUUGGGAGAUCAAUAUGGUUUCUUCCCUGAGUAUAGUGAUGAGUUUCCUCUCAUCUUUAACAAACAAGAACACUGAGAGUAGUCUUUGUAAUUUGAUCGAUCUAAAAAGGUUUUCUUACAUUUCCUCUUUACUCAAUUCUUUUUUUUUUUCUUACUCAAUUCUUUACUACUUACUUCUCUAUCAUUCUCACUUUUAACCGUGUUUGUUGGUUUCUUAUUUCGUGUGCCAUAUAAAUUUUGUGCAUCAUGUGAUGCAUUGAUGUAUCCCGGAGUGUUGUAACAUCUCUACUAUUAAUCGAGAAGUUUGUUAGCAUAAUAUGAUAUGCUUUUA